CGCACAUUAGCGCAGCGAAUCAGCAGCUUCAACAACCCAAACAAGAGUCGCAACUAGGCGUGCUCAAAGUACGCCAACUAAACCUCAAUCAAUGACAAUGAUCUUCUAAAAGUCACACUGAGGCUAAUGAUGCGAACGGACCUACUGGACAGACAGCAGUUUUAGACUAUAUUUCGCGGGAUAAUUUGUGAUGGCUACUACUGAGAUGGAAUCGGGUUCUUCAGAGUGCAGGACAGACCAUCGGACAAUAAAUCCUAAUUCUAAGUACCCACUUAAAGUUCUUUAUUGUGGAGUGUGCUCUCUGCCUACAGAGUUCUGUGAGUACAUGCCUGAGCCAGCCAAAUGUAGACAGUGGCUUGAGAAGAACUUUCCAGAUAUAUUUGCCAGGAUGACCGUUGGCCCGGCCGCGAACUUACCCAAGCAGGAACCCGGCACUGGAGAAGUUUCCCCUGCAGGCGAGGAGGAGGAGAAAAAGAAACAGAAGAGAGGUGGAAGAGGCCAGAUCAGACAGAAAAAGAAGACCUUGCCUCAGAAAGUUUCGAUAGCAAAAAUCCCAAGAGCCAAGAAGAAAUACGUCACACGGGUGUGUGGCCUGGCAACAUUCGACAUCGAACUUAAAGAGGCUCAGCGAUUCUUUGCCCAGAAAUUCUCUUGUGGUGCCUCAGUUACAGCCGAGGAUGAAAUUAUCAUUCAGGGAGAUUUUACAGAUGACAUAAUCGACGUCAUUCAAGAGAAGUGGCCUGAGGUGGAUGAUGAAAGCAUUGAUGAUCUGGGUGAAGUCAAGAAGUGAAGACCAAAUAUGCACUUUGAAAAAUGGAUGUGACCUGUAACAGCAACGACCUGGCCAAAUGUACACAUUAAGUCAUUUUAUACCUCUUUUAUUUACUGUACAUAAAAAGCUGCGGACUUGGCCACUCACUUGGCAUUUUUUUAGUUAAUAGCCACUUUCUCUCGUUUGCCAAAGGUGUGGUGUGGCGUGACUUCCUCCCCAAAUGUUCUUCACUCAAGCAACUGUAGGCUAAUAAAUUUCAGUCUCCCUCA
Hippoglossus stenolepis (Pacific halibut) is the source of this 1041-nucleotide messenger RNA. It is a transcript of the gene denr, whose product is annotated as density-regulated protein. Lineage: Eukaryota; Metazoa; Chordata; Actinopteri; Pleuronectiformes; Pleuronectidae. Gene Ontology annotation, molecular function: translation initiation factor activity; mRNA binding. Gene Ontology annotation, biological process: translation reinitiation; formation of translation preinitiation complex. Bases 191 to 790 code for a protein of 199 amino acids. The transcript is spliced from 8 exons. The record is from RefSeq and is a predicted model, not a curated record.